CAAAAAUGGAGGCCUCCGACAAUGGCGUGGUGCAGGAUUCGGACAACGCUCUCACAAAGAAGAAAGCAACAAGAUCUGCCACUAAUUCAGCUUUGACAAAAGAACUGGAACAGGAGAGACAGCGUAAUGCAUCACUGCUCGCCAAAUUGAAGAGAGUUAAAUCUGACCACAGAAAAUUUGAGCAAUCAGUAAACGAAGGUAGCUUCGUUCGGCUUCAUUCCACCAUGAGAGACGAUAGUUCGGGCAAUGACCACAACUCCGUAUUCAUGUCAUCCAUGAGCAACCUAUCACUGGCUUCCCUGAACGUACCAGAAUGCAGAUCCGCCGACGGAGAAGACGAAAUCGACCGAAAAUCUUUCGAACAGUGGAAGAAUAUGUUGGAGGCAUCAAUGCAGCUGGCAGGGGUUGCCGACGAAGUCACCAAGAUGAACAUAUUCACUAUUAAAGCAGGUCCGAAAUUGUUGGAUGUUCUAGAAGGGACAGUCACGCAUCCGGAAACUCCCGAUAUUGUAACAAAUCCGUACGCAAAUGCGAUUCAACGAUUGAAUGCAUAUUUCGGAUCGCGUGACUACAUAUUUAUGCAGCGUCAAAAACUAAGAUCCCUAACUCAAAAUGCAGGAGAAAAAGAUGUAAAAUACGUUAAGCGGGUCAUCGCUAUAGCAAAGCUAUGUGACUUCAGCGAUAAUAAUUUGCCGGAGCAAGUGGCGGACUCAAUUCAAUCGCACGCGUUGAACCAGAAAGUUCGCGAGGCUGCAAGAAAAAUGCUUCGCAAGGGUGGUUCAUUGGCUGACCUACUAGAUAGAGUGCGCACUCUGGAAAUGGAUCAAUUGAAUGAGGACAUUUUUGUCAAGAACAAUAGUCAGGCAGCGCAGCUAACAGUAGCAGCUGUCACAUCCGCUGGACAAAGAAAUCAGCUUGGAAGGCAAGGCAGUUUUGGCAACCCAAGAAAUCAAUCAAACACACAGCAUUACCAAUAUGGCAGCAACAACGGCUUCGGUACACGUAACGGACAGCGCAGUUUUUCUGGUAAUUGGUUAUCCGGAAGAGGAGGAAGAGGCAUUGGCCGUCGAGAUAUCGUUAGAAAUACUACAUCACGUGUCCCAUGUUGGAGAUGUAUGAGUAGGCGACACCAACCAUCCGAAUGCUUUGCUGUUGACCAGGCGUGCCGAAACUGUAAUGUUAGAGGACAUUUUGAACGGGCAUGUCGUCAGCAGAAACCUUCGGUGUCAUCAUCCGAAUCAAUGAAACGUCGUUACAGUAACGAUUCCAAGGAGUCAUCGUCAAAGAAGAUUGCUGCGGUUAAAGAAGAGGAUGAUAUCCCUGUGAACGAAACAGUAAGUGGCCCAUCUUCCGAAUAAGCUUUUAUAAUCCAUUCUCGCACAAGGUGGAUAUACU
Molecule: messenger RNA, 1395 nt
Organism: Armigeres subalbatus
Lineage: Eukaryota; Metazoa; Arthropoda; Insecta; Diptera; Culicidae
Exons: 2
Coding region: 6-1358 (450 amino acids)
Molecular function (GO): zinc ion binding; nucleic acid binding
Source: RefSeq, a predicted model, not a curated record